AUGUUAGCUCAAAGUGACUCGUUGAGGUUUCUUAGGCUAUCAAAUAAUCAUCUAAGUGGGAAGAUAACCCCAACUAUCUUUCGCUCAUCUUCAUUAGAAUUGUUAUAUUUAGAUGGCAAUAACUUUGAUGGAAAUAUACCUAGCAUUGGUAUCUCAACUAUCCCUUGGUACUCUCUUAAAGAUAUGGAUUUAAGUAACAACAAUUUGUCUGGAGAACUCCCAAGAUGGAUAUGGAAUGUGUCAAAUUUAAAUGCAUUAGCAGUAUCCAACAAUCAGCUCAAGGGUCUUAUUCCGAUGGAAUUGUGCUAUUUGGAUUCUCUUAAUAUUUUGGACCUCUCAAAACACAAUUUUUCUGGCCCAAUACCAUCUUGCUUCGAUGCACAAUCUAUUAAACAUCUCCAUUUGAGCAAAAAUAGAUUAAGUGGAACCUUGAAAAAUGCAUUCUUUAAUAGCUCUUCCUUGGUGACUUUAGAUCUAAGUGAAAACCAGUUGACUGGGGAAAUUCCAUACAGGAUUGGAGCUCUUUCGGCUUUAAGUGUCCUCCUUCUAAAAGCCAAUUAUUUUAUCGGAGAAAUUCCCAUUGAGAUAUGUAAAUUGUAUUCGUUAAGCAUCAUUGAUCUUUCUCAAAACAAGCUUUUUGGUUCGAUACCUUCUUGUUUGAGUCAUUUAACUCUUAAGCCGAAUGAUAAAAAGUCUUCAACAAAGACCUAUGGUGAUGGACUUCCAGUAAUCGUGAAAGGAGCUAAUUACUUUGGAUUGACUGAAUUUGAGUGGUCCACUUUAAGAGGAGUUGAGUCAUUCUAUGUAGAUCUCGUUAUUGAGAAUUAA
Molecule: messenger RNA, 828 nt
Organism: Gossypium arboreum
Lineage: Eukaryota; Viridiplantae; Streptophyta; Magnoliopsida; Malvales; Malvaceae
Product: receptor-like protein 9b
Exons: 1
Coding region: 1-828 (275 amino acids)
Molecular function (GO): protein binding
Source: RefSeq, a predicted model, not a curated record